Molecule: messenger RNA, 1980 nt
Organism: Pleuronectes platessa (European plaice)
Lineage: Eukaryota; Metazoa; Chordata; Actinopteri; Pleuronectiformes; Pleuronectidae
Gene: gna14a
Product: guanine nucleotide binding protein (G protein), alpha 14a
Exons: 7
Coding region: 350-1414 (354 amino acids)
Biological process (GO): phospholipase C-activating dopamine receptor signaling pathway; adenylate cyclase-modulating G protein-coupled receptor signaling pathway; action potential
Cellular component (GO): heterotrimeric G-protein complex
Molecular function (GO): G-protein beta/gamma-subunit complex binding; G protein-coupled receptor binding; GTPase activity
Source: RefSeq, a predicted model, not a curated record
ACUGUUGCCACGCCCUAACGAGACGCCCGAAUAAAGUUCAACGAGUGACCUCCAGCUUCAGAUCAACCGCAGCUCUGGUUCCUAGAAAAGUAUUUCUCUUCUACACGGAUUCAACGACUGACCAGUCAUUUAAAACCUUAAAGUCACCUCCUCCUCCUCCUCUUCUUCUUCUUCACUCAACUCAUCCUUUCAUUGGGAUUCGAGUGGGAAAAAGAAGGAAUUCCUUUGAAAGAUGAUCUGCAUCCUCUUCCUUGUCCUUAGUGAGGUGUGAGGGGGAAGAAGCAGCCUGUGUUCAAGGUGACAGCAGAGGACCAUUGGAGAGCAGACAGGUCAGUUUCUGGGUGAAGUGAUGGCUGGAUGUUGUGCGUCGGCGGACAAUAAGGAGAACCAGAGGAUCAACGAGGAGAUCGAGAAGCAGCUGCGCAGAGACAAGAAGGACUCGCGCCGGGAGCUGAAGCUGCUGCUGUUAGGUACUGGAGAGAGUGGAAAGAGCACCUUCAUCAAACAGAUGAGGAUCAUACACGGAGGAGGAUUCACAGCUGAGGACAAGAAGAACUACAUCAAACUGGUUUACCAGAACAUCUACACGUCCAUGCAGACGAUGAUCCGAGCCAUGGAGACGCUCGAUAUAUCCUUCACUGAUCCCCAGAACAAGGGCCCUGCAAACUCCAUCCUGGAGUUGGAGGUGGAUAAGGUGGAGGAUUUGGAUGAAAGCAUGGCGACGGCCAUCAAGAAUCUGUGGACCGAUAAAGGAAUACAGGAUUGCUACGACCGCCGCAGAGAGUACCAGCUGUCAGACUCCACCAAAUACUAUCUCACCGACCUGGAUCGAAUUUCUCAGCCGUCCUAUGUGCCCGACCUCCAGGACAUCCUCAGAGUCCGAGUGCCGACCACAGGUAUCAUUGAAUACCCGUUUGACAUGGAGAACGUCAUUUUCAGGAUGGUGGAUGUGGGGGGUCAGAGGUCAGAGCGGAGGAAGUGGAUCCACUGCUUUGAGAACGUCACCUCCAUCAUCUUCCUGGUGGCGCUCAGCGAGUACGACCAGGUCCUGGUGGAGUGUGACAACGAGAACCGGAUGGAGGAGAGCAAGGCCCUGUUCAAAACCAUCAUCACCUACCCGUGGUUCCAGCGCUCCUCCAUCAUACUUUUCCUGAACAAGACUGACAUCCUGAAGGAGAAGAUCAUUCACUCUCACUUAUCCACUUACUUCCCUGAAUUCACAGGACCUCAGCAGGAUCCUGGAGCAGCCCAAGAAUUCAUCCUGAAGAUGUACCAAGAACAAAACCCGGACAAGGACAAGACUCUGUACCCUCACUUCACCUGCGCCACAGACACAGAAAACAUCCGCUUCGUCUUCGUCGCCGUCAAAGACACCAUCCUCAGACACAACCUGAAGGAGUUCAACCUGGUGUGAGGAGGAGGAGGAGGAGGAGGAGGAGGAGGAGGAGGAGGAGGAGGGGGAGAGCAGCAGAGGAGACCAAGGGCUUCAGGAGGACAGAGACAUGAAGAGAGGCUAAUUAAGAUAGAAUUACAUAAAACAAAAGGAUAACCUUUUAGGAUGAAAUAAGAUUUUAUUGUCAUGUCGAGAAUGUGAAAAUUAGUGGAAAGUUAGAUCAUGAAUUGUUAUUUCUUAGAUUUAAUUUCUGUGUAAAGAGUGUGUUUUAAUUGAUACAUAGUGAGAGAGUUAGUACAGUUCGGCCAUGUGAUUUAAAGCAACACUAUGCAGCUUUUUUGGCCUCAUAAUAAAAGCUCCAAAAUAAGUUUGAUGGUUCACUGACUUAGAAAAGGGAGAAUGGUGAAACUUUCAUUCCCACUCCUCAUCCUAAAUGUCUGUUCUUGCUCUAUGUGGCAUGAGCGAGCGGCUCCGUUCUCCUGUGAGACUGACUGUCGCAGCUUAAACGGUCAGAAUCAGGCCCAACAAGUUCAAGAGCAAUACUGAAAUGUUUAUAAGUUAAAAAUAAUUAAAAGUCUCCAACUUUU